Messenger RNA from Fundulus heteroclitus (mummichog), 2111 nucleotides. RefSeq names its product UDP-glucuronosyltransferase 1A1. The coding region runs from base 381 to 2006 and encodes 541 amino acids. The transcript is spliced from 9 exons. NCBI's taxonomy places the organism in Eukaryota, Metazoa, Chordata, Actinopteri, Cyprinodontiformes, Fundulidae. The record is from RefSeq and is a predicted model, not a curated record. Gene Ontology annotation, molecular function: UDP-glycosyltransferase activity.
UGACUGGGAUUACUUCAGUUUGUGCAAACACUCCGGUACUGCACACGCCGCCUCCCCCUGAACUUUACCUCAGUUCUUCAGCGGAAAGGGAGACAUCCGCAGUUCCUCAGGGAGGUUCUUUGUGAGUGGUAGGGAGUAAUUCUAUUACUAACUAAAGAAUCAACACUCUUGAGCUCUGGUUAGUGUUGACUGAGAUGAUUGCUCAACUUUCUGGUGAGGACUUUGAUCACCCACAGCUGUAACAAAGGAGCUCCAGCAGCAGGAGGGCUCACAGGGGCUGAAGCGUUUACAGCCUUCUCCUGUUUUCAAAGCAGAGCAACGGCAGGUUGUUUUUUUUUUUUUACUAUUUUUCAUCUUGCACUGGACCUACAGGAAGAAGCAUGAGGAAAUCAGAUGUGUUGCCAUUGUUCCUGGUGUGCAUGGCUUUAGAGGGCAGAGGUGCCGCAGGGAAAGCGAAGGACUCCGCAGAAACUGGACCCGCUCCUGCCAAAAGCAGCUCUUCUUCAGGAUUUUUAGGCAACCUGCUGGUAGUGCCCAUGGAUGGGAGUCACUGGGUGGGUAUAAAAGCCGUAGCACAAGAAAUGGGUCGGCGUGGACACAGGGUCACUGUGGUGAUUCCGGAGGUCAACAUGCGGAUGGGUCCAGGGAAAUACUAUGAUACCAUCACCUUUCCUGUUCCCUAUGACAAGGACUACUUAGAUUUUCUGAUGUCUUCAAACAAGGACAUCUUGCAAAAAUCUGCAACGCCUUUCAUGGAGAAGAUCAAGCAGCGAUUCAUUCACAUCCAGAGAAUAACGGGUUUGCUUCACAGCACCGCAGAGAGUCUGCUGUUCAACACCAGCCUCAUUUCUCACCUGGCACAGCAGAACUUUGACGCAGUUCUGACUGACCCAUUAGUCCCAACGGGCUUAUUGAUUGCUCGGAAAUUAGGUCUCCCCACCAUUAACUUAUUGAGGGGGGUCCCAUGUUCUCUGGACAUGAAGGCUGCAGGCUGUCCCUCCCCACCAUCCUUUGUGCCUCGAUUUUUCACUGGAUACACAGACAGAAUGAACUUCAAAGAGCGAGUGGUCAACACCUUGGUGGCAUUACUGGAGCCCUUAUUAUGCCGCCUGCUGUACUGGCACUUUGACCAGAUAGCUUACGACUUCCUGGAGGAGAAGGUGGCCAUCGCAGAUGUUUUCGCAGAAUCUGAUAUCUGGCUCCUCAGGAUUGACUUCACGCUGGAGUUUCCCCGGCCUCUCAUGCCGAACGUUAUUCUGGUUGGUGGGAUCAACUGCAAAGUGAGGAACCCUCUUCCUGAAGAUUUGGCGUCGUGGAUAUCGGGGGAGCAUGGGUUUGUGGUGUUUACUCUGGGCUCCAUGGUUUCUGACCUGCCAGAGGACAUCACUUCUACCUUCAUAGAUGCCUUCAGGCAGAUUCCACAGAAGGUGAUCUGGAGGUACACCGGCAAAGUUCCCGGGAGGAUCCCAGACAAUGUGAAGCUGAUGGAAUGGGUGCCUCAGAACGACCUGUUAGCUCAUCCUGGAGUUCGAGCUUUCAUCACUCAUGCUGGCUCACAUGGGAUUUUUGAGGGUCUGUGCCAUGCUGUACCCAUGUUGAUGGUACCGCUGAAUGCAGAGCAGCCCGACAACGCAAAGAAGAUAGCCAGCAGAGGAGCGGGGCUCGUGCUGGAUAUAACCUCCAUGACCACAGAGAGCCUGCUGCAGGGCCUGAAGGAGGUCAUCAACAACACCAGGUACAAGGAGAACAUCAGCAAGCUUUCAGCUCUCCAUAACGACCGCCCAAUCGACCCUCUGGACCUGUCGGCGUUCUGGACAGAAUUUGUGAUGCAACACAAAGGAGCAAAGCACCUCAGACCAGCUAUCCAUGAGCUUUACUGGUUCCAGUACCACUGCCUGGACGUUCUAGCGCUACUAGCUACUGUGUUGCUGGUUUCUGUAACGUUGACGUUUAAAUGUGUGAAACUGUGCCUCCGGAAACUGAGCAGGAAGAGGAAGACGGACUAGGAGGGUCUGUAAAUGCUGCUCUUCCAUCUUCAUCCCUCAGUGAAUGGAACGUUUUAAAAAACAUGAUAAAAUCCUGAUGCAGAAAUAAAGAAAUCCAGGCGGUUA